Molecule: messenger RNA, 939 nt
Organism: Alternaria atra
Lineage: Eukaryota; Fungi; Ascomycota; Dothideomycetes; Pleosporales; Pleosporaceae
Exons: 1
Coding region: 1-939 (312 amino acids)
Source: RefSeq, a predicted model, not a curated record
AUGUACGUCCCUGAGCGCAAGAUAACCCUCGCCCUCUACCUCUUAUACAUCGUAUCCGGCGGAAUGAUCAAAAUCUCCAUCCUCCUCUUCUAUCGCCGCCUCGACUCGCGCUCCAUAACACGGAGUUUCCGCAUCGCAACUUGGCUGAACAUCAUCGCCAUUGCCAUGUUCUGCACCGCAUUCGUCGUUGUCCUCUUCAUAGGCUGUUCCCCUUUUGAAGCCUUCUGGUACCAAUUCGACAUCGGCAAACAACUCUCGGGGUACUCAUACCACUGCCGGGUCAACGAAUAUGCAGACCUCUUAUCAGCGAGUAUAAUCAGUGCAGUACAAGAUGCCAUCGCCGCUUUCCUUCCCACAAUCUUGUACUGGAACUUGCAAAUCCCUCGCCGCCAGAAAAUAGCUCUAGGCGCCAUCUUUGCUCUCGGCUACCUAGUCUGCAUCGUAGCAGGCAUACGCUCCUAUUACGUCUACCGCAUCUUCAACAACCCACUGUACGAUUCAACGUGGGAAUCCUGGCCAGCAUGGCUGCUCUGCAUGCUAGAAAUUCAGCUUGGGGCUAUUUGCGCUAGUGCACCGGCUCUCAAGGUCUUCUUCACGCAUUACUUCAAGGUGGCGGCGAGUAUGUAUGGAUCCAGCCGUGGUACGGCGUCCAGUGUCAAGAAAGACGGUUCUUGGUGGAAAUCGACGGGUACGGCGUCAGCGAGUACGGGGACGGCGGUUUCGAAGCCGGAAAGGGAAGGGUACCUUAGAGAGCCGGGGAUGGACCAUAUGGUGGACGAAGAGGGGGGGAUUGUGUUGCAGGAGGGGAAGAGGUUUGAUGCAAGGACAGAAUCUAAGAGAUAUAACGGGUGGACUGAGAACAUUAGGCAUGAUGGGCGAACUGAGAGUAACAGGUUCGAUGGAAGGACGGAGAGUAUCGAGACUUUCAUCUACACGUGA